CUCCCCCACUGCACUCAGCAUUCUCUCUCUCUUCCUGGCCUCCCUCUCUUCCUCCCUCUUUCUCUGUCCGGUCCUCUUUACCCUCUGUCCCUCCUCCUUUGCUUUCUACUUUCAACCCUCCCUCCUGCCCAUUACCUUGUUCCCUCAGCCCCUCCCCACUGUGAUCAGCCCCUCUCCCAACUUGGAUUGCCUCACCUAUCAAGCUUCAAAACUGGCCCAGCUACAUUCUGCCUCAUGUUUGCCCCUGUCCCCAACCGCCAUUGACUUCUAACCUCACAUAUUGCCCUGCCUCUUCCCCAAGGCCCUCUCAUGCUCUCCUCUGCAUAGUCACUUGACAAACAGGGACUUUUGUGGCUGGUACCAUGUCAGACCCAAGUCGAGGCCGAACUCCCAAGGACCCUUUUGUCAGGCCAGGGUCCAGUUCUAGUAUGAGAGAAUCCAGGUCAAACAUGGCCCCAGCUUCUAGAGUUUCCUUUAUGCUAAACACCAUGUCUGAUUCAGGUCCGGCUUCUGAGAGCUCUCAUCAAAUAGCCUUUAUGCUAAACACCUCCUCUCCUUCUGAGGAUGACUCCUUCUCCUAUCCCAAGAAGAGCAGAGCACGUUCAGGCCACACUUCAGAUGAUUCCAUUUCUCAACCAGAGGAUCUUGUUAGCAGUUCUUUUAUAGCUUUUAUGUCACAUUCAGUUUCAUCACGACCCACCAGGGAGAAGCAACCUAUUUUCAAGCCAAGGGGCACUGCUGCUGAUAAAAGAAGCCAAGAGACCAAGGACACCGCUCGUGUUUCCAGGCUAGCACCCCACCGUGCUCCCUCUAAUACUUCGGCUGUUUCUGACCAGGUCCAGAAACACUUACUGCUUUUUAACUUAUCCAAGGAGAAGCUCUUAGCUGUGAAGGACUCCAUGCUGGAAGCCCUGGAGAGGGGCCUAAAGCACCAUGUUAAAGGAGGCAGUUCUUUACCCAUGCUACCCACUUACGUUUGUGCCAUGCCUGAUGGUUCUGAGAGAGGGAGUUUUCUGGCUCUACAGAUGUCCCAAACACAGGUGAAGGUCUUACUGUUGCAACUGACAAGCAAGGAUAUAAAGGAGGCAGUGCUGAAGACAAAGGACUUUGACAUCACUGAGAAUAUUAUGAAAGGCACUGGAGAUCAGCUUUUUGAAUUCUUAGCACAAUGUCUGGCAAAGUUUUUGGCUGAAAUUGACACCAAAGAGAAAUACUUCCCACUGGGCUUCUCCUUUCCCUUCCGUUUACAACAUAGCUCGCUGAACCAGUGUAUGCUGAUCCAAUCAUCAAAAGAUUUCCGGUGGUCAGGUAUGGCGGGGAAUGAUCUGGCACAACAGCUCCAGACAGCAAUUAACCAGCAGUGUAAGAACUACCAAAUAGAGGUCAUCGCUGUGGUGAGUGACACUGUGGGAACCAUGAUGAGCUGCUAUAAUGAAAAGAAUCCAUGUGCAGCUGGGCUAGUGAUAGAUGCUGGCACUAACUGCUGCUACAUGGAAGAAGCCCAAUACAUAGUAGGUGUAAAGGAAAAUGAAGGACGUAUGUGUAUGAACACAGAAUGGGGCUUUUUUGGGAAUGCUGGCGAGUUGGAUGAUCUGAUAACAGAGUUUGACCUGUUAAUGGAUAAGCAGUCUAUGAAUCCAGGAGAAAACAGGUUUGACAAGCUGAUCGGUAGUUUAUAUGUCAGUGAUACUAUCCGUUGCUGUUUGGCUCGUCUGGCGGAGAAGGGUGAGCUCUUCAAUGGGGUUCUGACUCCCAACCUGCUGACCAAAGGAAACCUGGAGCUCCACGAUAUCAUAGAGAUCACAGAUGAAAAGCUGGGCCUGUCAAAAACCAAGAACUUCUUGUUACGGCAGGGGAUGGUGGCGAGCAAUCAAGACUGUUUUGAUGUGCAGCAAAUAUGCCAAGCUGUAUUCAUCCGCUCUGCCAAACUCUGUGCUGCUGGACUGGCUGCUGUCCUUACUCGUAUCCGUAAUGCUCAACAGCUGCCACAGCUGAAGGUCUCUGUGGCUGUGGAUGGAAACCUGUACAAGAGCCAUAAAUGGUAUUGUGAGAUACUGCAAGAGACAUUGACAUCCCUGGCUCCUGAGUGUACCGUCAGCUUUGUCCCAGCGUCUAAUGGUAUCGCUGUAGGGGUUGCCAUGGUGACAGCUGCAGCACUGAGGAGUAGAACCCAGAAGCAGCAGGUGGUGCAGAUACUGGCACCUUUCCGACUUCCUGUGUCGGACCUUGAAAGAUUGCGGAACCUGAUGAGACUGGAGAUGGAGAAGGGUCUGUCGAAGGAGACACACGGCACGGCCUCACUCCGCAUGUUGCCCACUUUCGUUCGUGGUUUGCCUGAUGGCACUGAAAGAGGGAAGUACAUGGCACUGGAUCUAGGGGGAACCAAUUUCCGUGUGCUAAUGGUAGAAGUGCGAAGCAAAGAGGAGGGUGGUGUGUACAUGACCACUGAGAUCUACACUAUUACACCAGAAAUAGCCCAGAGUAAUGCCACAGAGCUCUUUGAUCACAUUGUUAGCUGCAUUAUAGAUUUCGAGAAGAAGCAUAAAGUGAUAGGAGCCACACUGCCACUGGGUUUCACUUUCUCCUUUCCCUGCAAGCAAAUAAAUCUGGACAAGGGCAUCUUGCUAGCUUGGACUAAGGGGUUCAGUGCUUCAGGCUGUGUGGGAGAAGAUGCCGUGCAGUUGCUGCGAGAGGCAGUACAACGUCAAGAGAACUUUGAUUUAGACGUGGUUGCCAUAGUGAAUGACACUGUGGGAACCAUGAUGUCAUGUGCCUAUGAGGACCCCAAGUGUGAGAUCGGACUUAUUGUUGGAACGGGUUGCAAUGCUUGCUACAUGGAGGAAAUGAGGAAUAUUGGCACUUUGGAUGGCGAUGAAGGCAGAAUGUGUAUCAAUAUGGAAUGGGGGGCAUUCGGGGACAACGGUUGCCUUGAACACUUCUUUACACCCUUUGAUGUCAAAGUGAAUGAAGAAUCUAUCAAUGUUGGCCAGCAGAGAUAUGAGAAACUCAUCAGUGGCAUGUACUUGGGUGAGAUUGUGCGAUUCAUUCUGCUGGAGUUAACAGAACGCAAGGUUCUGUUUCAGGGUCGAGAUGCACGUAUGCUUCAGGUCAAAGACAUCUUCCCCACCAAAUUUCUCUCCGAAAUCGAGAAAGAGGGUCUGGGCCAGCAGCAGCUGUGUGCCAUUCUGGAAGAGUACAAAUUGGAUGCCUCUCCUGAUGACGCCAUGGUGGUGAAGGAGGUGUGCUGCGCAGUGUCUUCACGUGCUGCUAAAGUGUGUGGAGCUGGCAUGGCUGCUAUUGUGGAGAAGAUACGAGAGAAUCGGCAGCUGGAGAAACUGGAAGUGACUGCUGGUGUGGAUGGGACCCUGUACAAGGUGCACCCUACCUUUUCAAAACAGUUUGCAGAAACAGUGGCCCUGCUGGCUCCAAAAUGCAAAGUCAAAUUCCUGCUGUCAGAAGAUGGCUCAGGGAAAGGGGCUGCACUGAUUGCUGCUGUGGCCAGCCGUAAAGACAUGAAAGCGCUUGGGUGACUUCCACACAGCUCUCCCAGUAACUAGGAGCACGAUUCGUUCUCUGCCGCAUCCAGACUCUGACCUAUAGCACAGUCUCACCCUUCUUUGAGGCAGUUGUGGCAAAAUGGCAGGAAAAGCAAGUUGUGGUAUUUCAUCUUCAUGGCUCUCUUAAAUCUCUCCAAUUCACACUCAAGCUUCAUCUGGUAACGUAAGAAGGAAAUAAACCAAAUUCCUGCUGCCA
Messenger RNA from Hemicordylus capensis (graceful crag lizard), 3753 nucleotides. It is a transcript of the gene HK3, whose product is annotated as hexokinase 3. Gene Ontology annotation, cellular component: mitochondrion; cytosol. Gene Ontology annotation, molecular function: mannokinase activity; fructokinase activity; ATP binding. Gene Ontology annotation, biological process: glycolytic process; glucose 6-phosphate metabolic process; intracellular glucose homeostasis. The transcript is spliced from 17 exons. Bases 363 to 3530 code for a protein of 1055 amino acids. NCBI's taxonomy places the organism in Eukaryota, Metazoa, Chordata, Lepidosauria, Squamata, Cordylidae. The record is from RefSeq and is a predicted model, not a curated record.